AGAGCGCUGGCAAGUAGGCGGACAUGAUUUGCUUUUAGUGUGUCAGUCGCAUCCAACGGAUUCACACAACGCAACAUUUGAUUUAACUUUAAAAUACUUCAAAACGGUGGUUUCCAUCCAUUCAGAGGAGGGAGUAUGAGGGAGGCUUCCCUGACAGAACCUAAACAUCUGCACAGAUAGAACACUCCACCAACACCAUUGAACAGAGGAAAAAGAGAGAGAGAAAGAGAAGACGCCAAGAUGAGAACGGUCUUGCUGGUCCCUCUGUGGACCACGGUGGCCCUGGCCCUAGUACUGUCUGUGCCUGUGCAGACCAUGUCUCUCGUCAGCCAACCAGAGACUGAUGCCAAGCCAGCGACUGGAGGGCUGGAGGUAGCAGGGGACCGCGUGGGGCCAGUCCCCCAGAAUGAUGAGCGCUUCAGCGAGCUUCAAGCUCUGAAGCGUGUCCGACGAGGCUGGAUGUGGAACCAGUUCUUCCUCCAGGAGGAGUACACAGGAAGUGAUCACCAGUAUAUUGGCAAGCUCCAGUCAGACAUGGACCGGGGUGACGGCGGUGUCAAGUACAUCCUGUCUGGUGAGGGCGCGGGCUCUUUGUUCGUCAUUGACGAGAAAAACGGCGACCUGCACGCCACCAAGAAGCUGGACAGGGAGGAGAAGGCCUUCUACACCCUCCGGGCAACUGUGGUGAACAGGAGCACAGGUCACAAGCUGGAACCGGAGACAGAGUUUGUCGUCAAGCUCCACGACAUCAACGACAAUGAGCCUAAAUUCGCUAAGGAGGUCUACACCGGAACAGUACCAGAGAGGUCCAACAUUGGCACGUCAGUAAUCCAGGUGACCGCCACUGAUGCUGAUGACAGCAUGUACGGAAACAGCGCCAAGCUGGUGUACAGCAUCAGCCAAGGACACCCUUACUUCUCUGUCGAUCUCACCACAGGCGUGAUCAGGACAGCCUUGGGUCCUGAUGACAUGGACCGGGAGCAGCGCGAGCACUACCAGGUGGUGAUCGAGGCCAAGGACAUGGCCGGCCAGAGGGGCGGCUUGACCGGAUCCACGGUGAUCAACAUCACUCUGACCGAUGUCAACGAUAACCCACCACGCUUCACACAGAGCAUAUACCAGUUCAGCGUUCCUGAGUCGAUGAGGGCAGGGACUCCCGUGGGGAGAAUCCGAGCCACAGAUAAAGACAUCGGCAGCAAUGCCGAGAUGGACUACACCGUAGUCAGCGGCGACGGCAUCGACGUGUUCGACAUCAGCACAGACAAAGACACACAAGAAGGAGUCAUCGCUGUUGUCAAGCCCCUAGACUACGAGAGGAAGCGCUCGUACACGCUGGAGAUCCAGGUGCAGAACACGCAGCUGGACUCGCGCUUCCUGUCCGUGGGCACCAAGGACAUGGCGACGGUGCGCGUCAGCGUGGAGGACGUGGACGAGCCGCCGCUGUUUGAGCGGGCCAGCUACAUGAUGGAGGUGAAGGAGGACGCCGCCGUGGGCAUGGCCCUGGGCUCGGUCAGCGCCGUGGACCCGGACGCCUACCGCAGCCCAGUCAGGUAUUCGAUCGACAGGCGCACAGACCUGGACCGGGUCUUCAACGUCCACCCGGGGAACGGCUCCGUGUUCCUGCUCAGGUCUCUAGACCGAGAGGAGGCGGCCUGGCACAACAUAUCCCUCAUCGCAACAGAGUUCAACAACCCCCGCCAGACCAGCCGGGUCCCUGUGUACGUGCGCGUGCUGGAUGUCAAUGACAACGCGCCCGUCUUUCCCACCAUCUACGAGACAUUCGUCUGCGAGAGGACCAAACCCGGCCAGAAGAUCCAGACGGUGAGCGCUGUGGAUGCCGACGAGCCCCAGAGUGGGAACAAGUUCUUCUUCAGCCUGUCCCCAGAGGCUAACUACCGCAGCAACUUCACCGUCAGAGACAACGGAGAUAACACAGCAGGAAUACUCACACGGAGAGGGAGCUACAGCCGCCUCGCCCAGAGCAUCUACCACGUUCCCGUGGUGAUGACGGACGGUGACUACCCGAUGCAGAGCAGCACGGGCACGCUCACGGUGCGCGUGUGCACGUGUGACCGCGAGGGCAACAUGGAGCUGUGUAAUGCAGAGGCCCUGACCAGCUCAGCUGGCCUCAGCACCGGAGCCCUCAUCGCCAUCCUGCUCUGUGUCAUCAUACUGCUAAUGAUCGUGGUGCUGUUCGCAGCCCUGAAGCGCCAGAGGAAACAGGAGCCGCUGAUCAUCUCCAAGGAGGACGUGAGGGACAACGUGGUCAGCUACAACGACGAGGGCGGCGGAGAGGAGGACACGCAGGCCUUCGACAUCGGCGCCCUGCGCCACCCCGACGCCGUGGAGGAGACCAAGCAGCGUCGCGACAUCAUCCCCACCGACACGCUCCUGUACCCGCCCCUGCGACGCCACGCCGCCACGCUCGCCGUCCCCACGCAACGGGACAACGCCGACGUCAGGGACUUUAUAAACCAGAGGGUUCUGGACAACGACAGUAACCCCACGGCCCCGCCCUACGACUCCCUCGCCACCUACGCCUACGAGGGGGCGGGCUCUGUGGCGGAGUCGUUGAGCUCAUUAGGCUCCUCCUCCUCCGAGGGUGACCAGGACUAUAAUUACCUCAGCGACUGGGGGCCGCGCUUCAGGAAACUGGCAGACAUGUACGGGGCAGAGGACAGCGACCGAGACUCCUAGCUAAUGCAGUUCCAGUACAACACUCAUACACACACAGACACACACACUUAAAACACCUACAUACACUCUGCAGACAUAGUGACUCUGGACAGGCUGAAGAGGAGGAUUAAGUCAGCCGAGUAUUUUUUUUACUAAGUGCCCUUCUGUUGCCCUGGAAACUGACGGCCAUUGUCUUUGAUGUCCGAUACGUUGGGUGUUUUCAGUUUUUUUACUCUUUGUGCUAAACAGUCUUCAUAGACAAAGUGAUUCUCACUUGGAAGUUCUGGGUUACAGAAAAAAAACUUUUGGAUUUAUAUCGUUUUCUGUUCUCCCAGUAAAUUGCAUUGAGAUGAAAAAAAAAUAUUUGUUUCUCAGUGCUUUAUGUCACUGUCAGUAUUUUGCCAGAUUGCUAACAUUUGAUGUGGAUUUAAUAGACAUUGUGACACUGAUUCAGUAUUGUGAGAACAAUAUGUUGCUGGGCUUCACGUUUGCUUAAAAAAUCUUGAGAGACACUUCUUAUGCAACAGUGCUUAGUUUAGGCUGUAUUACAGUAGCCCACGGAUUCUGCAACACUCCUUUCUUCAACCCCCCAAACUUUUAGAGCACAACUGCAACAUGUCAAACCUUUUGAAAGAAGUAGUUAAAAAGAGAAGACAGUACUGUGCAUAACCAACAAAUUACUAUUACUGACCCCAAGUGUUUACAGGAAAUCAAGGAAUGCAGUAUCCAACAAAUACCUUGUAUAGCUUUUAAA
This is a messenger RNA of Osmerus eperlanus (European smelt), 3430 nucleotides long. RefSeq names its product cadherin-6-like. Gene Ontology annotation, molecular function: calcium ion binding; cadherin binding. Bases 241 to 2697 code for a protein of 818 amino acids. The transcript is spliced from 12 exons. NCBI's taxonomy places the organism in Eukaryota, Metazoa, Chordata, Actinopteri, Osmeriformes, Osmeridae. The record is from RefSeq and is a predicted model, not a curated record. Gene Ontology annotation, cellular component: catenin complex; plasma membrane; adherens junction. Gene Ontology annotation, biological process: homophilic cell-cell adhesion; multicellular organism development; cell-cell junction assembly.